CACAGGUCAACUGCCUACCGCUUGUAAAUCGAAUUGGCCACUCUAGCUCGCAGUCCUCGCUAAUGUCCGACGAUCAGAAUUCACAAUCAUCGCCAGCAACCACACCAACAUCAAUACGUCCCUCCAUGCCACUACCGUUGGACCUGAACAACACGGAUCGGAAGAAACCGACAAAGAAACUCAGCUUCCUAGGAUGUCAAAGUGGGCAAACAACGGUGAUCGCGGAUCGUAGGCGCGAUCACAUCCGGAUGCAAGCUGCGGCCGGCAAGCUACAGAUCGCUCCUAACCAAACGUACGACUUCACCUCCGACGAUCUUAUCGACGAGGGUGAAAUCGGACGCGGCGCGUUCGGAGCAGUGAACCGGAUGAAAUUCACACACACCGGUACGGUGAUGGCGGUCAAGAGGAUCCGAUCGACCGUAGACGAAAAGGAGCAAAAGCAGCUCCUGAUGGAUUUGGAGGUCGUGAUGAAAUCGAACGACUGUAACACUAUCGUCACCUUUUACGGCGCGCUUUUCAAGGAGGGCGAUUGUUGGAUCUGCAUGGAGCUGAUGGACACCUCGCUCGACAAGUUCUAUAAAUUCAUUUGCGAGUGUCAAUCGAGCCGCAUACCGGAACCCAUACUGGCGCAGAUCACGUUUGCGACAGUGAGAGCGUUAAAUUAUUUGAAGGAAGAAUUGAAAAUCAUUCACCGAGACGUAAAACCGAGCAAUAUUCUGCUGAAACGGAAUGGCGAUAUCAAGCUGUGCGAUUUUGGCAUUUCUGGUCAGCUGGUGGAUUCGAUCGCACGUACGAAAGAUGCUGGCUGUCGGCCGUACAUGGCGCCCGAACGUAUCGAUCCCCAGCGAGCCAAGGGGUACGACGUGCGUAGUGACGUGUGGUCUCUUGGGAUUACGCUGAUGGAGGUGGCCACGGGAAAAUUCCCCUAUCCAAAAUGGGGAUCUGUGUUCGAGCAGCUUUCGCAGGUUGUUGAAGGGGCUCCACCGCGGCUGUCUACUACGUACAACGGGAUGGAAUUUUCUAUAGAUUUUGUAAAUUUUGUAAAUACCUGUUUAAUCAAAGACGAACGCGAUCGUCCUAAAUACGGUAAGCUACUGCAGCAUGCGUUUAUUCAGCUAGCCGAAAAAAGUGAAACAGACGUAGCGGCGUACGUGAGCGAAGUGUUGGAAUCAAUGGCUAACAAUGGAAUAACGCAAUUUACCACCAACCUGCCGGCGGAAGGGUGGAACGAAUGCUUCAACUAG
Messenger RNA from Anopheles nili, 1244 nucleotides. Its product is annotated as dual specificity mitogen-activated protein kinase kinase 4-like. Gene Ontology annotation, biological process: protein phosphorylation; MAPK cascade. The record is from RefSeq and is a predicted model, not a curated record. Lineage: Eukaryota; Metazoa; Arthropoda; Insecta; Diptera; Culicidae. Gene Ontology annotation, molecular function: ATP binding; JUN kinase kinase activity. The transcript is spliced from 5 exons. The coding region runs from base 63 to 1244 and encodes 393 amino acids.